This is a messenger RNA of Symbiodinium sp. CCMP2592, 879 nucleotides long. The record is from the annotation of a GenBank genome assembly. Lineage: Eukaryota; Dinophyceae; Suessiales; Symbiodiniaceae.
AUGGCAAUGGCAGCCUUGGCCCGUGAGACCCCAGACAAUCAUGUGCGAGACUUCGCAGUGAGUUUGCUGAGCAAAGCCACAAGAAAUGCAGAAAACCGUGAUCGCCUGCAGUACUUCAAGGAUGCAGGCCUAAAGGUUCAGAGCGUGUGCAGUGGCAUUGACGCAGUUGGCGAGGCCUUGAGACUGCUUCAGUUGGCCAUGCAAGAAAAUGCGGGGCACGCAGAGGCCGCCGAGGAGACUGACGGCGACGACGGCGACUUGUGGGUCGUAAAGAGCUCCUGGUGUGACAGUGGCGCAGCCCAGCAGGCAUUUUUGCUUGCUCGCGCAGAUCAGAUAGAUGGUCACUUACGACCAUGUCUUUUCCAAUCUGUGGAAGACAUGGUGGCCGACAGUGUGCGGGAAGAAUUGGGGAUGCUGACAACGCCUGCCUGUGCCAAUCGUGAACAGAAGACAGCAGCUGCAGCUUGGUAUCAGCAGCUCGGCAUCUCGUUGACAGAGAAAGGUCCAUUGGCAUUUCCAGCGGAGCAUCAAGCAUUUUGCUUGGUGCACAAGCAGCAGUGUCAGGUUAGGCAGUCCAGAUGCAUGCCGGCCGGCAUGCUGAAGACGAACCCCGUGCUCAUGAAUUGCGCAGGACUGCCCUGCGUUGCAUACAGCAAAGUAGGGCUGCGGCGGCAAGCCGCGGAUCCUUCGGAGAUGGCCGUCCAGGUGUAUCUCAGUGAGCGACAGCAGUGUCUGGAAGAUUUCUUCCUUUUCGAGAAUGUGAGUUUGUUCCCCUACGAGAAGAUCGAGCAGAAGUUGCGGCACACUCACCACCUGGUGCCUCUGACCUUCGGACCCAAGGACUGUCCUGCUGCUGUGUUGCUGCAUUUCACUCAUUGA